GGGAUGAGGAUAAAAUGGCGGCGCCCAUGAGCGAAGGAUCUCCCGCCUCGGAGCCUGGCGCUGCUCCCUACGGCAACUUCCCGAAUUACUCCCGCUUCCACCCGCCCGAGGGGCGAGUCCGCCUCCUGCCUGGCGGGCUCCUGCGGAGCCUGUUCCCCGCGGCGGCCCGCCCGGUGCUGGGGCUCGAUGUGGGGUGCAACUCGGGGGAGCUAAGUGUGGCUCUGUACAGGCAUUUCCUCGGCCUUCAGGAGAGCAAAGGCAGCCUGGAGCAGCCUGCAGCUGGAACGGAUCUGAACCUUCUGUGCUGUGACAUUGAUCCGGUGUUGAUUGAGAGGGCUCGGCAGUGCAGCCCCUUUCCUGCCUCCAUAUCCUUUGCCAACCUGGACAUCAUGGACUCCAGUGCCAGGGAGCCAUUCCUGAGCUCCUACCUGAGCCGUUUUGGCCGCUCCACCUUUGACAUCGUAUUUUGCAUGUCUGUGACCAUGUGGAUCCACCUGAAUCAUGGGGAUAGCGGCCUGAUGGAGUUCCUGUCGUUCCUCUCCUCUCUGUGCACGUACCUGCUGAUUGAACCUCAGCCCUGGAAGUGCUACAGGGCAGCUGCACGCCGCCUGCGGAAGCUGGGCAGAAAUGACUUUGAUCACUUCCGAUCUCUUGCUAUCAACGGGGAUAUGGCGGAGAGGAUAACCCAGAUCUUAACGAAGGACUGCGCCAUGGAGCUGGUGUGUUGCUUUGGGAGCACCAGCUGGGACAGAAGCCUCUUGCUUUUUAAAUCAAAUGGCUCAAAUUGUGAGGGCAGGGGGCCUUCAGAACAGGAGCAGUAACUGAUAAAUGGUCUUUCACAUUCAUGAAUUCGUAGGCAAUGCGGUGCUUGCUGCUUACAGAGUCAGAUCAAGGAAUUCCUAAAUCCCUGUUGGGGCCAGACAUUGACCUCCAGGGGAGCUGGAGGCAAAUAUCUGUGUGAUUUUUUUUAAUGACUUUUUUUCUUUGCAUCCGCAAAAUGCGGUGGCAUUUUUAACCUACCUUGUGAGUUCUGAGAUUGCUGUUCCUAGAAAGUGCUUUUGAAAUCAAAGUUGCUACAUGUGUGCAUUGUAUACGUACCAAGAACAUUCCCUGGAAGAAGAAAGAACAUGCCUUUUUUGUCCAUGGAGCUUUUCAAGGAAAGGAGCUUUUCAAAUUUCUGUGGACCCUUGCAGUGCACUGUUUGUUCUGCUGCUUGUCACGUCUUCUGUAUAAAAUACUCUUGGAAAACAUAUAACCUGGUUUACCAGCAAUGAACAAGUGCGUUGGAUCGUUGGCAGAGGGUGUCUGGUCGACAGCUUGCCCAGAGCGGUGGUGGAUGCCCCAUCCCUGGAAACGUCCGAGUUCAGGUGGGACGGGGCUCUGAGCAACCUCAUCCUAGGUGAGGCUGUCCUUGCGCAGGGCAGGGGGUUGGACUGGAUGAGCUGUAAAGGUCCCUUUCCACCCAAACCAGUCUGUGGUCCGAUGAUACUGGUCGGGCUGUGAUCAGUGCACCUUUGCCGAUGAGGCUUGCCUGGAGUGUGCCUGGGAGGCUGAGAAUGGUGUGAUUUCUGUGGAGUGAGGGGUUUAUAUGGUAGGGCAUGUACUUGUUUAAGUGUGUAACGGAGCGAGUGAUUUUUGUAAUAAUAUCCUUGAAAUAAAAGUAACUUAAUUUUAUUGUAAA
Molecule: messenger RNA, 1681 nt
Organism: Falco peregrinus (peregrine falcon)
Lineage: Eukaryota; Metazoa; Chordata; Aves; Falconiformes; Falconidae
Gene: BCDIN3D
Product: BCDIN3 domain containing RNA methyltransferase
Exons: 2
Coding region: 15-821 (268 amino acids)
Biological process (GO): miRNA metabolic process; negative regulation of pre-miRNA processing
Cellular component (GO): cytoplasm
Molecular function (GO): RNA methyltransferase activity; O-methyltransferase activity
Source: RefSeq, a predicted model, not a curated record